AUGUCGGGUAACUCGGCUUCUUGUCCUGGGAGAGGCACAAAGUCAGGGCAUCCAAGUAGGAGCCCGGGAUCCGGAGAGGGCACGGGCCACGCUGUGGCCGCUCCCACUCCACGCCUGGUCCCGAGGGCAGAGGCCCACAGGUCCAGUUGUCCGCUGGCGUCCGCGUACCCCGGCGAGGCGCUGGCGGCCCGGCCCUGUCGCCGGGCGCCCCGGCUGAUCGCGCGGCCCGCCCCUCCCCGCGCGGCUCUCCCGCGCUCACUCCAGGGUCGACGUCAGGGCCGGAGUCGCUCCUGGGAUCCCGCGGCCACCCCCGCCCGCAAAUGCCCGCCUGGCCCGACCUACUCACCGCGGCUCCGCGGGGCCCGCCCGGGGCCGCAGCUGCCCCCGCUCCCGGCGCGCAGGACGCCCUCCCCAACGACCCCUAGGGCGCGCUCGGCCUCUCCCGCGAGCCGGGCACCCAGGCCCGGCCCCGCCAGCCCCAGGGGCGGCCCCUUCCGGAGGGCGGCCUCCCGGCCGAGUGCGCGGUCCUCAGCCGCACCGCACGCCUUCCCCAGCUCGCGCUUCGCGGACUCGACUCGGAGUCUUCGGGCGCCGAGAAGAAAUGCCUGCCCCAGACAGGGAGGGGGUGGGGAGAGACGGGAAGAGGAGCGAGCGGGAGCGGAGACUAAGGAGGGAGGAGGAAAAGAUGGAGAGCAGGAAAGGCGAGAAAGGGGACUCGGUUGCCUUUCCCCAGAAAAACCUAAGGUGUAUCAAGGUGUCCGGGUGAAGAUCACAGUGAAGGAGCUGCUGCAGCAGAGAAGGGCACACCAGGCAGCCUCGGGGGGAACCCUGUCCGGAGGCAACAGUGUCCACCUUUCAGACCCAGUCCCACCAUCUUCUGCAGGACAGUAUUUUGAGCCUGAACCAAUUCCUUCCACACCCAAUUAUUUCCAACCCCGAGAAUUUUCCAGUUGUGUUUCUUGUGAAGAAAAUCCAGGCUUCCUCGACCAGAUAUUUGAUUCCUACCUUCAGACAGAGACACACCCGGACCCUUCGCCCAGUUCCAUGCAAAGUACUCCACACUAUUUCCCAGACAGCUUCCAGCCUGCCCCUUUCUGCUUUAACCAGAGCCUGACCCCAGGAUGGCCUUCGGAUUCCUCCACUCUCUCUGGUUCCUUAGACUGCAGUUACUCUCCUGCUCAGCUACCUUCAUAUACUCUGGAGAAUUACAACUCUCCCCCUUCUCUGGACACCAGAAACUGUGGCUACCCCUCGGAAGACUACUCCUACCCUCACCUGCCCUCACACACCCAGUACAACUGCUUUUCCUCUGCCACCGCCUCUGUCUGCUGCUGUGCAUCCUGCGAGGCAGAACACUUGGACACCUUCAGAGCUUCAGAGUGUUUUGCUUACCCCAGCACAGACUAUGUGGACUUCACUCCCUCAGCAGCAGCAAGCAGUGAUUUCUGUAGGAGGGAAACAAACUGGGACAUCUGCUAUAGUCAAUAGAAAUUACAUUAGUUUGGAACAUGGCAUGCAUGCGUCUAUUUUUUUACCACCUCUAGAUGACAACUCAAAAUAUGCAACCUGCUAACAAAAUAUCACAGGCGCAGUUUACAUGUCACCAUUUUCGAUUUUCUGACACUAAUUUAGGCAUUAAUAUGAAAUUCAGACCCAUAGUGCCACUCCUACUUUGUACGCUUACAGUUAAAAUUGUUGUAGGGAAUAUUCAUUUUACUUUCUGUGUAAC
This is a messenger RNA of Delphinapterus leucas (beluga whale), 1729 nucleotides long. RefSeq names its product POU class 2 homeobox associating factor 3 (gene POU2AF3). Gene Ontology annotation, molecular function: DNA binding; POU domain binding. NCBI's taxonomy places the organism in Eukaryota, Metazoa, Chordata, Mammalia, Artiodactyla, Monodontidae. The record is from RefSeq and is a predicted model, not a curated record.